CUUCACUAUGCAACUGAUGGAAAGUCGAUAAACGAGGCGUGAUUUCCUAUUUUUAGUCCGGCGUUUUACAAUAAACCAUUUAUUCUUCGCGUACCAGUAGUUCAACUUCCAACUCAACUAAACAUGUAGGCGAAUGACCGACGCGCGCGGCUCAUUUGGUGCUGUUUUAUUUAUCAACAUGAUUCCUCCUGCCAACAUGAUCCAGGAGGACCCUAUGGGGAAGGAAAACGCACAGGAGGAGCGUGAGCCUCAGUCCCCCACAUCUAUCAGCAAACAGGAGUCAAAGCUGCAGAGGCUAAAGCGUUCACUAUCCUUUAAGACCAAGAGUUUUCGCAGCAAAAGUGCUGAUAACUUUUUCCAGCGGCCAAUUGAGGAUGGGAAGUUUAAGUCAGAACUGCUCUCAGACAUCAGUAGCAGCACCGGCCAUCUGAGCACCAUUGGCGUAUCCGUCUCCAUCCCCGCCAUUUCUCUGCCACCACCUCCGCUGCCCUCCGUAAUCCCAGGCAAUCUGCCUAUCACGAUCUGUUCCCCGUCCCGGGCCCCACGCCAGACGGACCCCAAUGCGCACACCUUUCUGGAGCAUAUCUUUAAGAAACCCCACUUUUGUGACAUCUGCAACCACAUGAUUGUAGGUCCCAAUGCAAAGCUGGGUCUCCGAUGCAAGGCCUGCAAGAUGGGCAUCCACCACAAGUGCCUGGAUGGAGUUGGACAGCAGAAAUGCAUGGGAAAACUGCCCAAAGGUUUUCGAAGAUAUUCCAGUUCCCCUCUGCUAAUUCAGGAACAGUUUGGCUGCAUCAGGGAGGUUAUGCCCAUUGCUUGUGGCAGUAAGGUUGACCCAGUGUAUGAGACAUUAAGGUUUGGAACCUCUCUGGCACAGAAGUCUAAGCGGGCCAGUGGAUCAGAAUCACCACAGAGAAACUCUGUAAGAAACGCAAAUAAAUUAUUCUAAUGAGUUUGUUCUACAGUAUCUAGUGCAGUGUUUUUUUCAAAGUUUACACUUAAAGGUCCAAAUCU
Paramisgurnus dabryanus is the source of this 1014-nucleotide messenger RNA. Lineage: Eukaryota; Metazoa; Chordata; Actinopteri; Cypriniformes; Cobitidae. The record is from RefSeq and is a predicted model, not a curated record.